Molecule: messenger RNA, 4006 nt
Organism: Vigna radiata var. radiata (mung bean)
Lineage: Eukaryota; Viridiplantae; Streptophyta; Magnoliopsida; Fabales; Fabaceae
Product: squamosa promoter-binding-like protein 14
Exons: 9
Coding region: 252-3290 (1012 amino acids)
Cellular component (GO): nucleus
Molecular function (GO): DNA binding
Source: RefSeq, a predicted model, not a curated record
UCACACACAACAACAUUGCAAUGCAAUACAACCCUUGCAAGAAAGAAACCUAAAACCCAAAAAUUCAAUUAAAAAAAAUAAUAAUAGAGCUUCUUUCUCAGAUCUGACUUUCACAAAUUUCACACUUCAUCUGCUCAUGGAUAUUUUUCGUUUUUCUUUUCGUUAAUCCCUUCCGUGGAAAGAGGCUUUGAUUUUGUGGAAUUCCAAUUCGGAGAUCCUUUUCCUAUUUUUGGUUCUGAUUUUGGUGGAAAAUGGAAAAGGUGGCUGCGCCUCCGAUUCUGAUGCAGCGGAAGCGCGAUCUGUCGUACGGCGUCGUUGCGGGGAGUCCGAGCGAGAGCUGGAAGUGGGAGUGGGACAGCGUGCGGUUUGCGGGGAAGCCUCCGAGCGACGACGUCGUGUUCGAGGAGGAGAGCGUUGCGGCGGUUGCUCCUCUCCAGCUCAACCUCGCGGGGAGGGUGAGCGGCGGUGGUAACAAGAGAGUGCGCUCGGGGUCGCCCGGAACGGCGACGUAUCCGAUGUGUCAGGUGGAUAACUGCAGGGAGGAUCUGUCGAAGGCGAAGGACUAUCACAGGAGGCACAAGGUGUGCGAGGCGCAUAGCAAAGCCUCCAAGGCGCUUCUUAGCAACCAAAUGCAAAGGUUUUGUCAGCAGUGUAGUAGGUUUCACCCGCUGUCCGAGUUUGAUGAGGGGAAACGGAGUUGCCGCCGUAGACUCGCUGGACACAACCGCCGCCGGAGGAAAACGCAGCCGGAGGAUGUUACUUCCGCCACGCAGGUCCCCGCCGCCGCCGUCGCAGCAGCAGCAAAUUUGGAAAUCUUCAACUUGUUGACUGCAAUAGCCGGAGCUUCGCAGGGAAAAUUUGAAGAAAGAUCACAAGUUCCGGACAGAGAGCAGCUUGUUCAGAUUCUCAACAGGAUACCUUUGCCUGCGGAUCUUGCAACCAAGUUGCGGGAUGCUGGUAAUGUCAACGGGAAAAAGGAUCAUGUACAAUCGGAGACACCAUCCUCCUAUCACCAUCAUGACCAACUGAACCACACCCCAGCUACCCCAUUAACUAUGGACUUACUUGCUGUUCUUUCCACGAGUCUGUCUGGGUCUGGCCCUGAUGCCAAUGCGUCCCCCUCUCAAAAUCGAAGCUGCAGCAGUGAUGGCGGUAGUGUUAAAUCUAGGAGUAGUGCUGAUCAGACGAGACAACAGCACUUCUUUUCAGUUGGCGGAGAAAGAAGCAGUAGCAGUUCCCAGUCUCCAGUUGAAGAUUCAGACUGCCAGGAGGAUGUUAGAGUUAAUUUACCGCUGCAACUCUUUAGCUCCUCCCCAGAAGAGGACAGCUUGCCUAAACUUGCAUCUUCAAGAAAGUAUUUCUCGUCUGACAGUAGCAACCCUGCAGAAGAGAGGUCACCAUCGUCUUCUCCUCCUUCUCCUCCUGUUGUGGAGAUGCAGUUUGAUUUGCAGGGUGGUGCUACAGGUCUAAAGCCGGAGAGCAUCUCUUCUGGAAGAGGAGUUAAUUCAAACAAGGAAGCUAGCCAAAGUCAUAGUUGUAAUAUCUCUCUCGAUCUAUUUAAAGGGUCAAAUAAAAGGAUCCAACAACCUAGUUGGCUUCAAAGUGUUCCAUUUCAAGCUGGGUAUACAUCUUCGGGCUCUGAUCAUUCACCUCCCAGUUUGAAUUCAGAUGCUCAGGAUCGCACUGGUAGAAUAAUGUUUAAACUAUUUGACAAGCAUCCAAGCCAUUUCCCAGAAACAUUGCGAGCACAGAUUUACAGUUGGCUUUCUAAUAGGCCAUCAGACAUGGAGAGCUACAUACGGCCUGGUUGUGUGGUCCUAUCACUUUAUGCUUCAAUGUCUUCUGCUGCCUGGGAGAAACUAGAGGAAAACUUCCUCCAACAUGUUCAUUCUUUAAUUCAAAAUUCAGAUUCUGACUUUUGGAGAAGUGGAAGGUUUCUAGUACAUUCUGGCAGUCAAUUGGCUUCACACAAAGAUGGGAAGGUACGCAUAUGCAAACCAUGGAGAACGUGGAAGUCGCCAGAGUUGAUAUCUGUGUCCCCUUUGGCAAUUGUUAGUAGACAGGAAACCUCUAUUUCAUUGAAGGGCAGAAACCUGUCAACUCCUGGCACAAAGAUCCACUGUACGGGUACUGGCUCUUACUCAUCAGCGGAAGUCAUCAGAUCUUCAUAUCCUGGUGUGGUGUAUGAUAAUAUAAAGUUAAGUGGUUUUAAAGUUCAGGAUGUUUCACCUGGUGUUGUGGGUCGCUUUUUUAUUGAGAUUGAAAAUGGUUUCAAGGGUAACAGUUUUCCAGUGAUAAUAGCCAAUGAGACCAUUUGCAACGAAUUGAGAUUACUUGAGUCUGAAUUUAAUGAGGAGGAAAAAAUAUGCGAUGCCAUUUCAGAAGAGCAUGAACAUAAUUUUGGAAGGCCGAGAUCAAGGGAGGAGGCUUUGCAUUUUUUGAAUGAGCUUGGCUGGCUGUUCCAAAGAGAAAGGUUCUCAUAUAUGCAUGAGGUUCCAUGUUAUUCGCUUGACAGGUUCAAAUUUGUUCUCACAUUUGCUGUGGAAAGAAACUGUUGUAUGUUAGUCAAAACCCUUCUCGAUGUACUGGUUGAUAAACACUUGCAAGGGGAGUCGUUGUCAACAGGGUCAGUGGAAAUGUUGAAUGCAAUCCAACUCUUAAAUAGAGCAGUGAAAAGAAAGAACAUAGGCAUGGUUGAUUUGCUCAUUCACUAUUCUUUACCGAACAAAAAUAGUACAUCCAGCAAAUAUGUAUUUCCUCCUAAUCUUGAGGGUCCUGCUGGUAUUACACCCUUGCACUUGGCAGCAUGCACGUCUGGUUCUGAGGGUGUAGUUGACUCUUUAACAAGUGACCCACAGGAGAUUGGCUUGAAGUGCUGGGAAUCCCUUGUGGAUGCUAACGGGCAGACUCCACAUGCGUAUGCUAUGAUGAGGAAUAAUAACUCCUAUAAUGUGCUGGUUGCCCGUAAACUUGCUGAUAGACGAAGGGCUGAAAUUUCAGUAACAAUUGAGAAUGAGGUAGAGCAAGCCUCUCUGAGGGUAGAGCUUAACCAAAAGCAAAGUAACCUACUCAAACGAGGUCAGAGUUCUUGUGCCAAGUGUGCGACUGCAGAAAUUCGCUACAACAGAAGAUUUUCAGGUUCACACGGUUUGCUUCACCGCCCCUUUAUUUAUUCAAUGCUAGCCGUUGCUGCAGUUUGUGUUUGUGUUUGUGUGUUCUUCCGUGGACGCCCUUGCGUAGGCUCAGUUGCUCCCUUCAGUUGGGAAACCCUGGAUUUUGGCACAAUGUAAUGCUAUCGGUAUUAGGGAUUUGGAUAGAAAGGAAGUGGAAGGCAUAAUAAACCAGGUGGGAAACCCAAUUGAUACCUUUUUCCCCUCGCAUGGAAAAACUGCUUCUGUGGGGAAAUGCGGGAUUUUGUGAAAAGAGCAUAAUAUAAACAUAUCGUGUGGUGAUGUAGAGUUGUGGAGGUGUUUGGCAGGUCAAAAAACAAAUUAGGACUGCCUUGUGUAUAGAUUCUGACUUGAAUGCUGCAUCAUUGUGCCGAGUUUUAAGGAUAUGACAAGCUAUACCUGAAUGUUCCAUCUGUUGGUGUUGGAAACUCAGUUAGAAAAGUCUUCAGCUUUUUUGGCCAGAUAAAACCUGACACCCCCAAUUUAAAGUUGGAAUGGAACGGUGAAUAUGACCACAAGAAAGCAGUAAGCAUUCGGAAUAAAGGGAACUUUGGUGAGUAAAUGUUGGUUGUUCUUUGUGAGGUCGAUACUUAGGGGUUCAUUGCCUCCUUCCCAACGGUAAACCACAAAAAGUUCCAUGCUUUUAUUUUUUUUUUUCUUUCCCUUAAUUGUUCUGUUAUUUUAAAUCAAAAUCACUAGUCUAAGUUAUUCUGAUGCAUAAGUUUCGAUACUGUAAAGUUUGAUUUGAGGUUACUGAUCAUAGGGCUGACCAUACAAUAUGAUUAAAAAGUGUAACAUAUUUCAAGUUGUAUCUAAUUUAGUUGACGUUUCAGAUU